AUUCGAAUGCUGGAACAUCCCUCUUUGCAAAUAGUACAUAAUGGAACUCUACAGGAAGGGAAUAUUAUUAUUGCAACAUCCAUCAUUAAAAUCAAGAUGCCUGCUUAUGAUGCAGAACUUUUCUACAUUGUCCUGAAAGACUGGAUUUCUCAUCCCAACCCGACGCAGGUAGAGAAGAUAUACAGGGGUAUACAUAGUUUACCAGGAUAUGUUCCCUCAACCCGUCUUCUAGGAUCAUACACAGGCACUUUAUUAUGCCCCUGGACUAAUUCUACAAUUUUGGACAACCCUGCCAUCAACAUUUCAAGGUACUAUUCUCCUAAGUCAAUACCUGGAAACUUUGAACUGAGAAACUUUAACUCCAGUUACCAUAAUCUCAAAAAACUAGACGAGGUCUGGACAGGGUUAACUACUCCCUGGCCUCUCAUCCUUCGAGUCUUUGCCAAAUCUAAAUCUAGAAUUUUUAUCAGACAAGAAGAUCAGAGAAAACCGAUACUUUGUAUGAGAACCGUUCUUGCUGGAGACCUGACUGGAUUCUGUAAGAUUCUGGUUUGGGAUGAUGCUGUUUUAUCUUUUGCAGCACUCAACGAAGGAGAUAUUUUAGUGCUGGGUGGCAAAUAUAAGAUUGGAAAAUACCAGAAGAAGAAAAUUGAUCCUUAUAUUUUAGAGCCGAAGGAAAAGACACAAAUUCAUCUUGAAACUUUGUUUCAUUUUCUGAAACCCCAUUCCCUCCCCCCUUCCCUUUUGAAUUUGUUUCUCCCAGAAGUUGUACGUACCCAGCUGGAAAAUUAUUCUUUCUUUCCACAGUUUUCUUUUUAUUUACUAUGAUCGGAACUCUUUUUU
Eurytemora carolleeae is the source of this 843-nucleotide messenger RNA. RefSeq lists its product as uncharacterized. The record is from RefSeq and is a predicted model, not a curated record. NCBI's taxonomy places the organism in Eukaryota, Metazoa, Arthropoda, Copepoda, Calanoida, Temoridae.